AAGUUUCCUGCCAGCAAUUUAGAGAUUGGGCUGUUUCCUCACUUACGCCUGUUUCCUCACACUUGUAUAAUUUUAUUCUCUCAACUGAAUGUGAAAGAUAUUAGACGAAGAUGACUGACAAUGUUACUUAUUCCGUAAUAAAGUCUCCUGCUGAACCCCAAGCUCAGAAGGACGACCGACGGCAGCAAAAAGCUUCUUCUUCGAGAUCCCCUCGCUCUUACCAUGUGGCGAUAGCUUUGGGGCUUCUGUCCAUCAUUCUAGCGAGUAUGCUGCUGUUGCAGUGGAUUCUGUACCGGGGCUCCAAGUUCUCCACUUGUGCCGGCUGUCCUCACUGCCCAGACUUCUGGAUGGGGUAUGGUGGCCACUGUUAUUACUUUUCAGUGGAAAAAAGGAGCUGGAAUUCUAGCCUGGAAUUCUGCUUAGCCAAAGACGCGAAUCUCCUUAUGUGUAAAGACCAAAAGGAAAUGAGCCAGCUCCAAAAUCUCCUCAGUCAGGAAUAUUACUGGAUUGGUCUGAGAAACAGUUCUGGCUGGAGGUGGGAAGAUGGAUCAGCCUUAAACAGCUCAAGGAUUGCUUCAAACAGCUUGGUACAGAAGUGUGGUACCCUUGGCAAAGGUGGUCUCCAAGCCUCUAGCUGUGAAGUUCAACUUUCUUGGGUCUGUAAGAAGGUCAGACGUUGAAUGUUCCGUCUGUCCUGUGGCUUCCUAAAAAGUGGGAAAUGACCUCUCGUGAGUAACCUUUAGUGAGUGCUGCCCUUCUAGCACAUAAAUUAGAUGUGAGAUUAAUGCCGCCUCCCUGGGAUUGAUGGCUUCUUGCUGGACUCUCUUUGAGAGAACUUAGUUGUUAUCUUAACACUUUAAAGAGUGCAGGCAAAUUUGUGAAACAGAUAAGGUUUGUUUUUAGUAUCCCUCUCUCUAGUGACUAAGGUUGUUGGCUUAGUCAUCCCCAUCAUCUCUGUCAAAAAUGUACUUUUAAAAUGUUAUAUUCUGAGCUGAGCUGAUGAAAUCUGUGCAACUAUGUACUAUUGCCAGUGUACUAAAGGGUUUUUCUGGGUGCCAGUGGGUUGACAUGCUACUCCUCCCUGAUAAUAUAUGUUUAUCCUAGCAGUGCCUCUUUGCAGGUAAAACUUGAAUAAGUUGUGGAAGGUGAAUGAGAGAGAGCAGGCUGGCGCUUUGUGGCUCAGCUCUUCACACUUCCGUAAAGAGCUGGCCUUGACUGAAUUUAGUCUUUUCGAAAAUGCAUAGUUGUGGUUGAAUAAACCAGUGUGUAGAAAACCAGUGUGUGGAAAACCAUCUUUUCCUUGUUAUGAAUGUGAUUUGGACAUUAAUUUCACAAUGUGAAAUGUGGGCAGUCUGGUAAGGCAUUAUUAUAGAGGAAAAUUUACAGAAGCAGUUUAUGUGGAUUGAUCUCCCAAUUAUUUUUGGCACAAACGACUAAAAAAUAAGAAAAACAUUAUUUAUCCUUAGUAGGGUUGGGCAUAGAUGAGAAAGCAAGGUGUUGUUUAGAGAUAGAGGAGGGAUCAGUAGGACAUAAUGACAAAUAAAAUUAAAGGGAAAGAAGGCACAGUGUUGUCAAUAGAAUCUCAGAAAUAAAACAACUGCUUAUUGUAGGUCAAUAAAGCAAAGAAAAAGAAAAGAUACAGGAGGGAAUGAUGAGGAGAUUAUAAUUCUGUACUGUUGGUGACUAUGGAUUGUGAUGUUUAUUUGAAUUUCCCUUUUGUAUUAUUUUUAGGACAAAGACUGUGUUUAACCCACCCUUGUAUCCCAAACACCUUAAAUAGUGCUUGCUUGUAUCAGUGAAUAUUCAAUGCUUGAAUAAAAAAAAAUGGAAUUUAAAA
This is a messenger RNA of Dama dama (fallow deer), 1837 nucleotides long. Its product is annotated as killer cell lectin-like receptor subfamily G member 1. Bases 111 to 680 code for a protein of 189 amino acids. The transcript has 5 exons. The record is from RefSeq and is a predicted model, not a curated record. Lineage: Eukaryota; Metazoa; Chordata; Mammalia; Artiodactyla; Cervidae.